Molecule: messenger RNA, 793 nt
Organism: Mercurialis annua (annual mercury)
Lineage: Eukaryota; Viridiplantae; Streptophyta; Magnoliopsida; Malpighiales; Euphorbiaceae
Product: auxin-responsive protein SAUR50-like
Exons: 1
Coding region: 290-610 (106 amino acids)
Biological process (GO): response to auxin
Source: RefSeq, a predicted model, not a curated record
GACAAAAGUUGGAAAACUAAGGAGAGAAAGAGUGUCUCAUUGAUGUCUUAGAAGGGGGCAACAACCCCCAUCUCCUUUGGAACUCCUUUUUUAUUACAUUUCUUCUAUCCUUUGCUCUCAUUCCUAACAUCUCACAUGUCUUUGUUUCAAAACCCUAAACCUAACUUCAUUUUUCUCCCCAUAAAUACUUCUCCACCCAACUCCAUUUCAAUCAUUCAAAUUUUAGUUAAUUCUCUCUUCUCUAGCCAACUCCAUUUCAAUCAUACAAUUAACUACUUUAGAGUCAUACAUGGCUAUAAGAAAAUCAAACACGAGUCCUCAGACUGCAGCAGCUUUGAAACAGAUUCUUAAAAGAUGUUCGAGUUUUGGUAAGAAAAACGGGUUUGAUCAUCAUCAAGAUCUUCCUUAUGAUGUGCCCAAGGGUCAUUUUGCGGUGUACGUGGGCGAAAAUAGAAGCAGAUACAUUGUUCCACUGUCAUGGCUGGAUCAUCCUGAGUUUCAGAAUCUGCUGCAGAGAGCUGAAGAAGAGUACGGAUUUAAACAUGAUAUGGGUAUUACAAUUCCGUGUGAAGAAGUUGUUUUUCGCUCUUUAGCGGCGGUUAUAAGAUGAAAUUAUUGUUAUAUUUAUAGAUUUUCAUGUUCUUAUAACCCUAACUGCAACUCAGUUAUUACUCACCAUUGUUUUAGCCUAGUGAUCAUCAUAUACUGUCAAUUCUCGAUUUUUCUUUAUGGUGUAAUUGUUUUUUCAAAGAUUGAUAAUAAUGAGAAGCUGCCAUAGGCUCUGUUCUUCAAA